GGGAGUGAGAAAGAGGUAGAUGCGUGUGCGUGCGGGGGUAUUGAGUGCAUUAUGUGUGCGGGACCUGCUGACGUCCCGCUGUGAGACCCCGCGCGCCAAUUUCAUCUCACACAAUUGGCUGAGCGAGAGAGAGAGAGAGAGACAGAGAGAGAGAGAGAGAGAGAGACAGAGAGAGAGAGGGACGGAGGGAGGAUUUAGCCCCGGCAGCGUCUUUUCACGUCCAGCACAACAAGCUUAUUACCGUCCUCCGUCCGCGCCGCCGCUUGGAAACGGAUUUACGCACGAAAAAAAGGAGGAGUUUGGAGGGUUAGUAGGAUGCUGAGUAUCUUUCCUCCUCGCAACUGUUCUCCACCCUGAUCUCCAUGACCUGAGAGCGCCAUCACAGCGGGAGGAAAGACAAACCAGAGAGAGAGAGCAAGGAAGAGAGGAAGAGGAGGGCAGAAGGCCAGGGAAGGAAGGAAGGAAGGAAGGAAGGAAGGAAGGCUUUUUUUUGUUCUUGUUUGUUUGUUGUUUUCCAAAAUGGCGGCGACGGAGGCCAACGCGGCGCCGGUGGUCCAGGAAGACGGGAAAACCCCCGAGAGCAAGCCGACAGAGGCGGAGCAGCCGGCCAAAAACGCCAACGCAAACUCAGAGACUGUCAACAGCGAGGUUGUCGAUAAAGAUGGCAGCACUGUCAACAGCGAGGUUGUUGAUAACAAAGAGACUGUGAGUAACGAUACAGCGGCAGCAGAGGGAGGCGAGGAAGGAGAAGCAGCGAGCGAAGAGACGGCACCGGCCCAGAGUUCAGAAAACGCCUCCUCAGCCGAGCCCAAGACCUCGUUCCUGGACUCGUUCCUCAACAAGAGCGGCCUGGGGAAAGUGAUGGGAGGACGGAAGAAGAAAGAGCACAGCACAGCCGCCGGAGAGGAGAACGCCGCUGAAGGAGGCGAGAAAGAGGGUGAGAAAGGAGCUGAGGAGGCUGCAGAGGGAGCAGAGGGAGGUGCAGAAGGAGAAGCAGCAAUAGAGAAAGCUCCAGAAAAUGGCGAGAAGGAGGAGGAGAAGAAGGCGGAGAAGGGCAAAGGGGCAGAGUCCAAAUCCACAGUUCGAGAUCUGAUCAGGAAGCCGGUGGCGAGGAUCUUCUCCCAUCGCAGCACCGACAAGAAGGACGGUGGCGCCGCAGAACCCCAGAAACCAAUAAAGGUUCGGUCCAAGUCCCUGGACCGGCUGGAAGAUCCUGAAGCACUUAACACCACUGCAGAGUCGACCAUAGAGGAGGGAGGAGCAGCAGGCGGAGCAGAGGGAGGUGCAGAAGAAGGUGCAGAAGGUGAACAGAAAGCCUCGACUUCGGCAACCACCAAGCACAUGAAGCGCUGGCACUCCUUCAAGAAGAUCAUGGCUCAGAAGGGGCACAAAAAGAGCUCGGCAGGAGUAGAGGAAGGCAAGGAGGAGGGUGUAGAUGGAGAAGGAGGAGGUGGAGACUCCUCCACGCUGGACUCAAAGGAGUCGGGGCAGAAGAGGUGGAAGCUGAAACGCUCCUGGACCUUCCAGGGCCUGAAGAGGGACCCAUCCAUGGUGGGCAUCAGCGGCAAGGCCAAGGGCUCCGACAAAGAGUCGGGAGACGUGAAGCCAGAGGAGGCUGCAAGUGUGGAAGAAGGAGAGGAGGCUAAAGAAGGAGGAUCAGAGGAGGGCAAGACAGAGGGAGGCGAGGACAAGGAGAAAGCUGAGGCAGGCGAGGAGGAGAAGGCAGCAGGAGGCGGGACGGUGACGCAACACGCCAAUGAGAUCUGGACCUCCUUCAAGAAGCGAGUCAUCCCCAAGUCCAAACGCACCAACACAGAGUCCGCCCCCAGUGGCGAGGAGGACGCAACUGCAGCUGUCACUUCAGGUGAGGAGGGAGCAGCCGAGGAGGGCAAAGACGGCAAGUCCGCCAAGACCAAGCGCUCGCAUUUCGGUCGUGCGGUUUCCCUGAAGAACUUCAUCAUGCGGAAGGGCAAAUCCACCAGCGUGGACAUGGGUGAGGGCGCCAAGGAAGAAGAGGAGGCCACGGAGGGAGGAGAAGCAACGGAGGGAGGAGAAGCAACGGAGGGAGGAGAAGCAGCGGAGGAAGGGGGCGCCGAUGGCGAAGCUGCUACAACAAGUGAGGAGUCCAAUGACAAAGAUGCAGUGGCAAGCGAGAAGACGGAGGAGGCAGCGGAGAACGGAGGGGAGGCGGCGAAGGAGGCAGAGAAGACGCCGGCUGAAGCUCCGGUGACCAACGGGGAGAACGGCUGCUCCAACGGUACGGCGGAGGAGCACGCCACACACAAUCACCAGGAGGAGGAGAAGACGACAGGGGGCAGCCCCGUGAAGAAGACCAAGGAGGCGGGGCCGAAAGACGAGGCCAACGCCAAGAUCAUCAACGCCACAGCAGCUGUGAACAGCGACAAAAAGGCGGGAAACGUGUGAGGCUACACAAAGAGGAUUAGAACUGCCGGGAUUCGCUGAGCAAGGAGCUCUGACCCCAACCCACAUCCCUAACUCCUCCUCCCUCCUCCCCCCUUCCUCCUUCCCUUCAUCCCUCCUCCUUCCUCCCGAGUAAACGGAGUAAUCACGUGUUAUCAGAUCACCAUGGUGAGAAAGAGAGAGAGAGAGAUUGAGAGAAUGAGAAAGAUGCAGUUCAUGUAGAUGAGAAGUGAGAAAUAAUAAUCACUCAGAAAGCAAUAAUUCAGCCCUUCUUUCCACCCCUCCAUCCCUCCCUCCAUCCAUCCCCUCUGUCCUCCGACACAUGCAUACAUACGAACGUGUACAUCCGGUGUUUUUAUCUUUUCUUUGCUUGUCUGUGAGAUUUUAUAUUGUCUACGAGAGAAAAGAAAAAUGCAGAAAUGUAAAAAAUGAAAAUCGAGACAUUCCACCCCCUCCUUUAAACCCCACCCCCUCCUUUAAACCCCGCCCGCCCGAUACCCGGACCCGAACCCAUCCUCGCCGAGCUACUUAACCCCGCCCUGUCUCUGCCGGCCGACUCCUGGUUGGUGGAUUUAAACGACAAUAAAAAAAAA
Molecule: messenger RNA, 3014 nt
Organism: Larimichthys crocea (large yellow croaker)
Lineage: Eukaryota; Metazoa; Chordata; Actinopteri; Sciaenidae
Product: HIRA-interacting protein 3
Exons: 4
Coding region: 520-2424 (634 amino acids)
Source: RefSeq, a predicted model, not a curated record